AUGCAUCGCCCACUCCAGGUUGAACGCCUGAAUCUAGUUGUCUUGGGAGAUCAGACGAACAAUGUAUCCGCGUUGCUCAAGAAACUAUUGCUCAGCGCGCCCCAUAGUGUCGCCCAGAGUGAGUUUAUUCGCGACGCAAGCGCGGCGCUGAGAGCUCAAUCUGAUCGACUUCGACCCUUUCAACGAGAACACCUCCCUGGCUUCAAAAGCAUCCAUGAUUUAGCUAGGAUCUACGAGAAGAGCAAUGGAGUAUGUCAUCCGUCAAUCAGCAGUGCGCUGUUAUGCGUUACUCAGCUGCUGCAAAUCUUUCGAUACUUCGAGGGAAGAGGUCGUCGACCAGAAAAUAAUGAGCACAUCGCAGUAGUCGGGUUGUGCACCGGAUCGCUUGUUGCAGCGGCCUACGCUACAUCAGCCUCACUGGAUGACCUGAAGCUCUUAGCAGUGCCGACGGUCUCGAUGGCGUUCCAAAUGGGUCUGCAAGCAGCGACGGCAAGCAGCAUGCUACACGAGCAGGGGAACUCUUUGGGCAGCUGGUCCAUCGCCAUUCCUAAAAUGACCGAAGAUGAGGCACUGUCGGCUCUGAAAAUAUACGACGCUGGAGGGCAUCUAUCACUCCGCCACCGCUGUUUUGUGAGCGCGGUUGGGCUCAAGAGUGUAACCAUCAGCGGUUCGCCCCCGGCUUUAAGUCGCUUCGCAGAGAGCUUAACGGCGUCGCAGCCAUCCAGGAAGAUCAUCUGGCUGCCGAUUUUCGCAGGAUACCACGCCUCCCAUAUCCAUACGGUGCUGGAUUUUCCUAGUUUCUUGUCUCGAUGCGGCAUCGACGCCGAUCUUUUAUCCAGCUUCAAGUCAAUCAAGACUCUUCUCUCCCCUCUGACAGGUGAGCCUGUGGACUCCAAUAGCGCUUUGGAUCUGUUCAAAACAGUUGUCCAUCACACACUGCAGGCACCGCUACGGCUAGAUUUAAUUGUCGACCGGUGUGCAUCCCUGAUCCGGGAAAACACAAUAGCCUCCGUCAGAAUUGAAGCUGUCGGUCCAACUCCUGUGGCGGAUAGUCUGGCAGCAGCGCUGCGUAAUCGCACAUCGGCGAAUAUCUCCACGCGGGAGUUAGUUGUCUUAGAACCUGGUGUCGACCAGUAUAAACCGUCUGCCGCCUUCAGUCAGGCUCCUUUGGCCAUUGUGGGCAUGUCUGGCCGGUUUCCAGGUGCCGAGAGCGCUGAAGCUCUCUGGAGCCUGCUGGAAUCGGGUCUGGAUCUACACCGAGUGAUUCCAAAGGAUCGGUUCGACGUCGAGAAACAUGUCGACCCUACCGGUAAAGCCAAGAACACCAGCUGGACUCCGUACGGCUGCUUCAUCGAUCGACCGGGAGAGUUCGACCCGAGAUUCUUCAACAUGUCACCACGCGAAGCGCUUCAGACGGAUCCGAUGCAGCGUCUGGCCCUUGUUACUGCUUACGAGGCCCUGGAAAUGUCCGGGUUUGUCCCUGAUCGUACCCGCUCUACGGCUCUCAGCCGCGUUGGGACCUUUUACGGCCAAACAAGCGACGAUUACAGAGAUGUGAAUGCGGCCCAAGACAUUGGAACAUAUUUCAUCACCGGAGGAAUACGUGCUUUUGGCCCGGGUCGAAUCAAUUAUUUCUUUAAAUUCGGUGGCCCGAGCUAUAGCGUCGACACGGCCUGUUCAUCAAGCCUUGCUGCCAUCCAGUUGGCUUGCACAGCGUUGCGCAAUGGUGAAUGCGAUACUGCUGUCGCAGGGGGCCUCAGUGUGCUAACCUCGCCCGACUUGUUUUCUGGACUAAGCCGUGGCCAGUUCCUCUCUAAGACAGGAUCAUGCAAGACAUUCGACGACGGAGCCGAUGGAUACUGCCGUGCUGACGGCAUCGGUAGCGUAGUGAUAAAGAGGCUAACAGAUGCAGAAUUAGAUCGGGAUAACGUCCUAGCAGUCAUCUUGGGGGCGGGAACAAAUCACUCAGCGAAUGCGAUCAGCAUCACGCACCCUCACGCGGAAACGCAGUCCAAUUUAUACCGCCAGGUCCUCGGUCAGUCAGGCGUUGAUCCAUUAGACGUCGGAUAUGUCGAAAUGCACGGAACAGGCACGCAGGCGGGAGAUGGCACAGAGAUGCGCUCCGUUGUGGAUGUCUUUGGACCCGAGCGCCCAAGUCGAGCUGACGACAAUCCUCUGUAUGUUGGUGCAGUCAAGGCGAAUAUUGGUCAUGGUGAAGCUUCGUCCGGUGUGGCAUCCUUGAUCAAAGCCAUUCUGAUCUUCAAACACUCUGCUAUCCCUCCUCACAUCGGUAUCAAAAACGCCAUCAACCGCGGAUUCCCCGAUCUGAACGCGCGAAAUGUUCGAAUUCCGUUGAAGAUGACGCCAUUUCAGGGUAAACCGGGGAAGAAGAGGAGCAUUCUUGUGAACAAUUUUAGCGCAGCUGGUGGCAACACGGCCCUCUUGAUCCAAGAGGCGCCCACUCCAGUUGUCCAGCACGGCAUCGAACCUCGACCACUCCAUCCAGUCACAGUCUCAGGGCACACGAAAGCAGCGCUGUCCAAUAACCUAGACAAACUGAUUGCAUAUCUGUCUGCAAACCCGAACACAUCGCCAGUGGACCUCUCCUACACGACUACUGCCCGUCGCAGGCAUCAUGGUUUUCGGGUUAGUGUCGCGGAGAGCUCCACACAGCAAUUGCGCGUUGCUCUAGAGCAGAAGAAACACUCAGUUAUACCCAGCCUCAGCACACCACCGGUCCCAAGACCAGUUGUUUUCGUUUUCACUGGGCAAGGUGCCGCAUACCCGGCCCUUGCUCGUGAGUUAUACACUAUGUCGUCUCAGUUCAGGGCGGAUAUCGACCAUUUCGAUGGCAUUGCUCGCCAGCAAGGAUUCCCUUCGUUUCUAUCCAUCAUUGAUGGCACCACGGUUGACCUAGACUUGCUUUCUCCCAUACAGACACAAAUCGGUCUAGUUUGCAUCCAAGUAGCCUUGGCUCGUCUGUGGAAUUCUCUAGGUAUCAAACCAGACGCAGUAGUGGGCCAUAGCUUGGGAGAAUAUGCAGCCCUCCAAGUUAGCGGAGUGCUGUCCAUAAGUGAUACUAUCUACCUGGUGGGAUACAGAGCUCGCUUGUUGGAGAGCAAGUGUGAGAUGCAUUCACAUGCCAUGCUUGCAGUGGCAGACUCGACUUCCGUUCUUCAGGUCGUUCCGGCCGAGGUUUCCUCACGAGUGGAAAUCGCCUGUGUCAAUAGCCCUCGUGAAACUGUCUUCUCGGGCGAAAAGGCUGCCAUCGAUGAGUUAGAGGCAUACUUGACUGCAAAGAAUAUCCGGUCAACCAAACUCCAAGUGCCCUACGCCUUUCAUUCUGCACAGGUUGAUCCAAUUUUGCAUGAUCUUGAAGAGGUUGCCAAAGUUGUGAAUAUGGGAACACCACACUGCCCCUUCAUUAGCUCCCUAAAGGGCCGGGUUUUGGGUCCUGGGGAACAUAUCGAUGCCCAGUAUCUGCGACAGCACUGUCGCCAGGCGGUCCAAUUUUCAAGUGCAGUGCGCAAUGCCAGAGAAGUUGGGCUGGUUCAAGAGUCAACCAUUUUCAUUGAGAUUGGUCCUCAUCCAAUCUGCUCGGGGAUGGUACGAUCCAAUCUAGGAGAUUCAACGCAGACACUCCCUACAUUGAGACGUAAGGAGAAUCCAUGGAAAGUCAUUGUUGGAAGUCUCACUUCGCUCCAUGAUAUGGGUUUCAGCAUUAACUGGUCCGAGUACCAUCGGGAUAUCGAAGGGGCUUGUCGCCUGCUGACCCUCCCGGCUUAUUCCUUCGAAAAUAAGAACUACUGGGUUGAAUACCGAAAUGAUUGGACACUGCGCAAAGGCGACCCGUGGCUGGCUGUCAGCAACGGCGACGAGGACAAGCCAGUGCCGAAGCUGUCAAGCUCUGUUCAUCGCGUUGUGGAAGAGAACUACAAAGGAGCCAACGCGAUCGCCGUGUUUGAAACGGAUCUGUCAGCCCCCGAAAUCCAUGCCGCUAUCAGUGGCCAUCGCGUCAACGGUUCGGCUCUUUGCCCUUCUUCCAUGUACGCUGAUGUGGCUUUGACCGUUGCCCGGCACAUACAACAGAAGCCGGAAUCUGGAUUCUCCUCGUCCGGGCACAAUAUCACUGCGAUGGAGGUCCAACAGCCGCUGAUCGUCAAAUCCUCGAGAGAAGAAGAAACCAGGGUGUUGCGCAUAUACGCGCGUGUCGAUCGACACUCGCAAAUCAUCAAGGUUGAGUACGUCUCAGCAUCUCCUGGCCAAAAAGCGGAAACGAAACACGCGACCUGCUGCAUCGAAUUUGGAUCUCCUGAGAAGUGGCUGAGGCGUUGGUCACACGAUCUAUAUCUGAUCCAAGACCGCGUUGCCGCGUUACAGAAGCUCACGGACUCCGGAGAGGUCAGCAAGAUGACGAGUCGCCUGGCGUACCGACUUUUUGCGAGUUUGGUGGACUAUGCGCCCCAGUACCAGCGGAUGGACCAGGUCCUGCUUGCGAGCAACCUGUUCGAGGCCACAGCAACAGUAAAGCUAGAUGAUCGCGGCGACGAUGCGACUUUCGUCUACAGCCCCUAUUGGAUUGACGCUUUGCUACAUCUCUCCGGCUUCGUCAUGAAUGGAAAUGACACUCUUAACUACAAUGAAGCGGUCUAUAUCUCCCAUGGGUGGGAGAGUCUGCGAUUUGCCAAGCCUUUGAAUCCGAAAGGCCAUUACCAGGCAUAUGUGAGGAUGCUUCCCAGGGAUAAGACAAUGGUCGGAGGAAAUGUGUGGAUCCUCUGCGAUGGAGAGGUCGUUGGUCUGGCAGAAGAUCUCCGUUUCCAGCGAGUUCCCCGCACAGUCCUAGACAUGCUUCUACCUCCAGUUGGCAUCAAAAGGACGGCAGAGAGGCAAUUACCCAAAGCUGUUCCACACAAGCCUCUACCAAAGAGACCAGUCCCGUCUUCAGAGACUCAGUUGGCCGCCGUAUCCUUGCGACCAGGUACUUCCCUCGAUAUCAUUUCUGCCGAGCUCGGACUGGAAGUUUCAGACAUUUCUCCGCAUGAUCGACUAUCCGAUUUGGGUGUCGAUUCUUUGAUGUCGCUGACCUUGGCCAGCAAUCUUACCGAACAACUUGCCAUUACGAUUCCCCACAGCGAAUUGAUGGACUGCACUACAAUUAGUGAGCUCCUGGCCAUGCUGGACCAGAAGCAGGGUGGAACCACCAGUCCCCUGACCAACUCUUCAGUGGAGAGUAGCCAAGACAGUGGCAGCUCUUAUGAGGCUUCAGACUCUUCGCAGUCGUCCGCGAUGGUGGAGACUUUCACUCCUGAUAGUGCCAUUUCAGAUACUGCAGAGUUAGUGAGGUCCAUCAUUGCGGAUGAAACCGGCAUCCCCACAGAAGAUCUUGAAUCAUCUGCCGAUCUAAGCGCACUUGGGGUUGAUUCCUUGAUGAGUCUUGCAAUCCUUGCAAGACUCCAAGAGGUAGGAGUUGAGCUGCCAACGAACUUCUUUCUAGAGAACAAUACAAUGAAUGAAGUGUUCAGAGCUCUACCCAGGGCAUCGGGGUUCGUAACGCCGCAGUUGCAGGGCAUUGAGAAAGUCGAAAAAGGAGACCAGAAACUGCCCGCCUCUAAUCACAACCAGGCGGAUAUGAGCUUCCGGGCCAGAGUGGUCCUCCUUCAAAAGCGCUCCAAUCCCACGAGUACUGGCAACAUUUUCCUCUUUCCUGACGGCUCAGGGUCCCCAUUCUCGUAUGCGGCGUUGGGGCCCAUCAGCCCAGACUUUGACGUGUACGGACUCGUUUGCCCAUUUAUCGACUCCCCCGAUGACUAUACUGGCGGCAUCGAAGCAACAGUGAAAAUCUAUCUCUCGGCCAUUAGAGACCAACAACCUCAUGGGCCGUACCAUUUCGGAGGGUGGUCUGUCGGUGGCGUCUUGGCAUAUGAAGCAUCAAGGCAGUUGAUUGAGGCCAAGCAGAAGGUUCAGUCACUGAUCCUGAUUGAUGCCCCUUGCCCGGCCGUCCUCCCUCCGAUGAGUUCCUCUCUGAUCGAUUACUUGGCCUCAAAAGGAGUCUUCGGCCAAUCCCAUGGUACCUUCGCGCCAAAAGCUGGAGAGAAGCGGCAAAGUCUCCUGAAGCACUUCGAUUCGACGGUUGCCAAUCUGGCAUUGUACAAGCCGAGGCCGAUCAUUCCACUCGUAGACACGCUAGAAACUUUGAUCAUUUGGGCCCGAGAGGGGGUCAGCGGUGAUUCCAACGUUUCGCAGUCGUCAAAUUCAACGGAGUCCUGGAUAUUGGAUAAUAGAAGUGAUUUCGGCCCUCACGGUUGGGAGACUGUACUACCAGCGCAGCACAUUUCCACAGUCCCUGUUUCUGGAAACCAUUUUACAAUGAUGGCUGGUCAGAAUGCGGUGGCCGUGUCCAGCCAUUUACAGAAACAUUUCGCGGGUUUCGCAUAG
Messenger RNA from Aspergillus udagawae, 6435 nucleotides. RefSeq names its product type I polyketide synthase. The transcript has 10 exons. The record is from RefSeq and is a predicted model, not a curated record. The coding region runs from base 1 to 6435 and encodes 2144 amino acids. Gene Ontology annotation, biological process: fatty acid biosynthetic process. Lineage: Eukaryota; Fungi; Ascomycota; Eurotiomycetes; Eurotiales; Aspergillaceae. Gene Ontology annotation, molecular function: 3-oxoacyl-[acyl-carrier-protein] synthase activity; phosphopantetheine binding; fatty acid synthase activity.